GUUCAACGUUCAACUUGUUGAUGCGUACUACUACUAGUACAUAAGACGCGUUAGCGGAGAUUCACGUCGUUCUUGUAUCACGGCUCAUACUCACCUCGCCACACCUCAUUCCCCUACAUCCUUCACAUCCUCUGCAAGCGUUUCCAUGCCUGCUGCUCGUCGUACUUCUCUCAGGGCAUCCAGGCCUGCGCCACAACCAUUGCCUCGGCCUUCGUCCGCCUCGAGGUCCCAUUCCACCACACGUCAAGCUCAGCGUGACAAGGUCUUGUCUGACCAGCUCAUUCGAUACGGGUGUCUAUGGGAAGAACAUGCUCAUCACAUCCGCACCAAAGAAAAGACGGAGGAAGGGCUUACAUCGACUCACGCGCGUGCUUCGGAUCGCUGGGCCAACGACCCAGAGUUCUCGCGGGGACGUGGUCCUACAAAAAAUUACGCAGAGGAGAAAGGCGGCUAUGUUGAGUACAUCGAGGGGAUAAUAAGGGCGCGUACUAAGCCCAUUACGGAGAUGUCAGUUGAAGACCAUUGCAUCAUCUCGUUUGCCGCAAUCAGCGCAUACAAUGUUAUCUUUUGCAACGAGCUGUCUGGGGAUCUAGAGCGGAUUGGCAGGCUCAAACCUAACAUCUCGAAGAAUCUUUUCCAGUGUGCUCAGGCGUAUCAGAACUCUGAACCUGACUUUCUCAAUCACCCUGCACGCUCAAAACGUCCGCAGACGAGAAAGAUUGAAGCAGAAAUCCGUGGCGUUGCUCAACUCGGAAACACCUUCAAGUAUAAGACCUCUGCGAUGCGCAAGCCCCGCUCCUGCAUCGUCACGUUGGUCGCGACAGGACUGGAGAGCACACAUUAUACGAUCAAACAUCUCACUGCGAAAGAUCCGGAUGGUGUGCGGGCCCAACCGGUGACGUUGUCUGAGGACGAUUUCCGACAGAUCUGGGAUGCUCGCGUACGAGACUAGGGGGUCGUUUGAAUGUGCAGUCUCAGGUUGCUAUGUGUAAUGUUUUCUAGUCCUGCUGCUGUGCUGUCUCGCUAUGGCGUCCCCAUCGAACUUGUGAUGUGUUGUCCUCGUUUGUUCGCCUGUUGAGUAUACCCCAGAGUACAAGGUACACAUUGUAUCGUUGCGUUAAAGACCUUGUCGGACGACCACACAGUCACCGUC
Messenger RNA from Rhodofomes roseus, 1153 nucleotides. RefSeq lists its product as uncharacterized. Lineage: Eukaryota; Fungi; Basidiomycota; Agaricomycetes; Polyporales; Fomitopsidaceae. The transcript has 3 exons. The record is from RefSeq and is a predicted model, not a curated record. Bases 146 to 952 code for a protein of 268 amino acids.